AUGCAGAUCUAUGAGAGGGUGAAGAAUGACUUCAAGACUGAUGUUACCUGGAACCGGGUUAUCCGUUAUGGUAUUCAGGGCUUGCGUGCCACGCCAGAAGCAGCAGGAAGAUAUGUCGUGGAGAAGGCCCCCAUUAUUGGAUGGCUGCCUCGAUACAAUUAUCGGUGGCUGCUGACCGAUUUUGUGGCUGGCCUGACCCUGUCGCUCAUGUUGAUUCCCCAAGGUCUUGCCUACGCCAAAAUCGCCAAAAUCCCUGUGCAAUACGGUCUCAUGUCGUGUUGGGCGCCUGCGGUUAUCUACGCCAUUAUGGGCACAUCAAAAGAUGUCUCCACUGGACCGACUUCGUUGAUCGGUUUGAUGACCGCACAAGUCGUGGACGAUCUUAAAGAGGAAGGAUAUGCCCCAGAGGCAAUAUCAUCUGCGGUUGCACUCUCCAUGGGCGUCUACAUGGCCGGCCUUGGUGUCUUGAAGUUGGGUUUUCUCCUCGACUUCAUUUCGUACCCAGUGCUCACAGGCUUCAUCUCCGCUGUUGCAAUUACCAUUGGUCUCGGUCAAGUCGCCAAUCUCAUUGGCGAGGGCAAUGUUGGCAGUGGUACCGCUAACCAGAUCCAUGAUAUUUUGACCAAUUUCGGUACCUGCAACGGUCGUGCUGCAGGUGUCGGAUUUGCUGGCAUUGUUCUUCUGGUCGCCUUACAAAAGGCUGGUGAGAGAUGGGGAAGCAAGAACAAGAUCAUCUGGUUCUUGUCCAUCACUCGGGCUUUCAUCGCUCUUCUUUUGUUCACCGGCAUCAGCUACGCCGUCAACAAAGGUCGGGAUAGUGACGAAUACCUAUUCGAUGUCAGCAAGGUCCCGUCUCUCAGCAUACAUACUCCCAAGGCCGUGGACUCGGCUCUCUUUGGAAAAGUUGUUAGUCGCAGCAUCGCGGCUUUUCUGGGUGCCUCCAUUGAGCAUCUUGGAAUUUCUCGGGCCUUCGGGCUGAGAAACAACUAUGUCAUAGAUCCCAGUCAAGAGCUUUGCUACCUGGGGGUGACGAACAUCUUCAACAGCUUCUUCACAGUCAUGGGUGUUGGUGGCGCCAUGUCCCGAACGGCCGUCAACUCCCAAUGCAAUGUCAAAUCCCCUCUUUCUGGCCUGGUCACCACCGGUGUCAUUGUUCUCUCCAUCUACAAGAUGACUGGAGCUUUGUAUUGGAUCCCGAAAGCCACACUUGCUGCCAUCGUCAUCACGGCUAUCUGGCCACUCAUCGGCAAACCAAGCACUUACUACCAUUUCUGGAAAACCUCAUUUGCGGACUUUGUCGCUGCAAUGGUUGCAUUUUGGGUUUCACUGUUCACCUCCACCGAAAUUGGAAUCGCCAGCGCCGUGGGAUUCAAUGUCGUAUAUGUCUUGCUCCGCCAAGUCUUCAAGCAAGUUCAGACGGUUGGAGCAGACUCACGUUCGGAACUUGCGGCGUCAUUGGAUGCUGCACGCGGAAUGCCACCCCACAUUCCUCCGGACACCCGCGUCUUCCGCUUCGAAGAAUCCUUCUUUUUCCCCAACAUCCAGAGGGUCAAGACCAAUAUUUUGGACGUCAUCCAAACAUACCAUGCUCCCGAAUAUAACCACCGCAACGGCGAGGAGGCUGAGCGGAACUGGUCCGUUGAGGCAGAGAAACGUAUCGCCCGGUUGCGCAGGAAGGCCAAGACCCAGGGAGCCAGCUUACCGCCGAUCAAUGUCGUAGUACUUGACUUUUCAAAGGUCAAUUACUUCGACACCAGCGGUGUCGUGGGCCUGAAGAACUUCUUUGCAGAGCUGAGACACUACGCCGGUGAUGGCACCGAAGUGCGGUUCGUUGCCCUCAGUGACAUGACCAGACAGCGCUUUGAGCGAGCAGGAUGGACCUUGUUGGAUGGGGACGACUCAAUGGACACCUCGAAAGUGACCUGUGUCAGGGUGUUCCGCACCGUCAAGGACGCUGUGGUCGCUUCCAGAAAAGACCAUGAAAUCUGCGAGGUCGUCGUAAAGACGGAGAGCAGCAGCGAGGAGAACACAACUAUCACUCAUCGUGAGAAGAUGUAA
This is a messenger RNA of Cladophialophora bantiana CBS 173.52, 2058 nucleotides long. RefSeq lists its product as uncharacterized. Gene Ontology annotation, biological process: transmembrane transport. Gene Ontology annotation, cellular component: membrane. Gene Ontology annotation, molecular function: sulfate transmembrane transporter activity. The coding region runs from base 1 to 2058 and encodes 685 amino acids. The record is from RefSeq and is a predicted model, not a curated record. Lineage: Eukaryota; Fungi; Ascomycota; Eurotiomycetes; Chaetothyriales; Herpotrichiellaceae. The transcript has 2 exons.